UCCGCCACGUCAGCGUGACCAUUCGAGAGCUUCAUCCCCAGAGAGAAAAGAGAGAGCGCGCCCAGGGCAAAGGCGAGGGUGGAGGCGAGCAGCUGAGGCGCGCCUUCCACAAGAAUGGGGGGCGGCACGGACAAGAUCGGCGAUAUCGCCGGGCAUUUGCUCUCGGAUGAGUAUUGCAACAAGCAUCUCAAGGGGAAGCCGACGAUGAAGAAGACCAAGCAAUCGCUCUCCUGCUUCGAUCAGACGCUCCCAGUCUCGAUACAAAGGAAGGCCGGACGUCACAAUUUGUGUCGGCUCACCGGGAAGGAUUUGCCGUAUUGGUCUUCCAACAAUGAGUAUAGACAUAAGAUGCCGAAAAAAUAUCCCAGCGACUUUACACGCAAGGGAGACGGUGAAAGAAUCAAGCGGGGAGAGCUGCGUAAGGCUCCACCGAAGGCCGAGCCUCCAGUGGCUGGAGCAUACAAAGCUCGCGACAAUCCCCCCAACACUCUUUUCAGGAAGCUCUACGAAAGAGGUGACUUGCCGCUCAAAGUAGAUCACGGGAGCGCCAAGAACACCAUCACUUGGAAGCUCGACAUAAACAAGAUGGACUACCACCACUAUCUGCCAAUCUUCUUCGAUGGUAUUCGGGAAAAGGAGGAUCCAUACAGAUUCAUUGCUGUCAAGGGUUGUGAAGAUCUGCUGAAGGCAGGAGAAGGGAAAAUCUUCCCUGUAAUUCCGCAGUUGAUUAUUCCCAUCAAGACCGCUCUCAACACUCGGGAUCCAUCCGUGAUGAACAUCACUUUGCAGCUUAUGAUGAAGCUCGUCCAGUCUGAGAAAGACGUGGGGCAAUCUCUGGUUCCUUACUAUCGGCAGCUCCUCCCGAUCCUCAACAUUUUUAAGAACGACAUCCCAAACAUUGGCCACAACAUCGAUUACGCGCAGCAAAAAAAGGCUUGCACGGGAGAGCUUGUACAGAAAACUCUCGAGAUGUUUGAGCAACACGGCGGAGAGGAUGCCUUCAUCAACAUCAAGUACAUGGUGCCGACGUACGAGUCGUGUGUUAUUGGGUGAUUAGUCUUUCUUUUUUUCUGAGAUACAAAAUGUUUAUGGAGCAAUACAUUAAACACAUUUAACGAUGUUAUAAUAAUAAGUAAAUAAAUAAAUCAAGAUUUUCUUUUAA
Selaginella moellendorffii is the source of this 1162-nucleotide messenger RNA. Its product is annotated as parkin coregulated gene protein homolog. The transcript has 6 exons. Bases 115 to 1053 code for a protein of 312 amino acids. The record is from RefSeq and is a predicted model, not a curated record. Gene Ontology annotation, molecular function: Hsp90 protein binding; Hsp70 protein binding. NCBI's taxonomy places the organism in Eukaryota, Viridiplantae, Streptophyta, Lycopodiopsida, Selaginellales, Selaginellaceae.